This is a messenger RNA of Acanthocheilonema viteae, 2199 nucleotides long. The record is from the annotation of a GenBank genome assembly. NCBI's taxonomy places the organism in Eukaryota, Metazoa, Nematoda, Chromadorea, Rhabditida, Onchocercidae.
CAUAUUUGCCGAAGUGCACAAAUUCAGGAAGAUUUGUUGAAGAGAGUAUCGGCGGUACAUGAACGAUUGAAAGGGAUGCAACCGAGCUAUGCUGCAUUAUUGUAUAUCGUUGAUGCACAACAAUGUGAAGGUUAUGGCGAAGAGUAUUUUAAUGGGAAGGAUGAAGAUAGUACUGAGGUAAAGAUUGGAUAUUCUCAGGAAGGCAUUAUUGUCAAGGGAUCCUAUGGUGCACCAUUAAAACAUAAUGUGCUCUUGAAUGUACAAAUCAAAUUUAUUGAUUUUGGAUGGGAACAUAUCAAGGAUAUGCAAGCAAUGAAACGACAUCUAAAUGUUCGACUUCAUAAUGGAACUUUAGUUCAAUUUACUAUGGAAGAUGCAGAAAUGGCACGUUACGUAGCAAUGGUAAUGACGUGGCAAUUUCGUUAUGCAACAAAUAAAGCAAUUAUUGAAAAAAAUAGCCCAAUGAAUAUCAAUAAUUUGCAAGGAAGUAUCCGAACGUUCAAUCAAAUGAGAUCAUCAAAUGCUGAACUUAAUUCAACUCGCCUAAUUGGACCAGACUAUGCGUCAUUAGUUUAUACAAUGAUGCCUGAACCGACGUAUUGCUCAUCCACGCAACGUUUGCCAUCAUCGAAAAGACUGCAGCGUACGUCACUUUUACAGGCUACGUCAAUGUGUAAUUUAUCAACCAGUACUGGUUGCAAUGAAACUCAUUCAUCAAAACGAUCACCGUUAACAUCAUUUUUACAACAUAACAAACCAGAAAAUGGUACUGCUAAUACAUUACUAUCACAAGGUCAAGCAAAUAUUGAAUUCGAAAAUGUUUCCCGAAAUGUAUUAUCAAAAUCGACAGCGGCAUUGAAUUUUAUGAAUGAUGAAGAAUAUAUUUCACCACCAGGUGUUCUGUAUUGUUCAACUCCCUUCUUACUGCAAAACAAUGCGCAGAAUGCAUCUUCAUCACCGGAAGAUACCAACGAUAUGAUUCCGUCGAUUGCUGAAGAUGUUGAUCAAAAAUUUGAAUUUCACAAUUUUGCCGCUUUACGGAAACGACAUUUAGCUGAUACGAUGACUGGUUCUUCACCGGAAAUUCGUAUGAUUGGCGGCGGAACGCAUACAUUGGGUCGAAGCGCUGCGGCAUUAGUGCACAAGCAUUCUUUGCUCGCAAAUAGAUCUCAAAAGGCAUCUCCGGGUCAUGCACUCAGUAGCCCGGAUCUGUUGAGUACUUGCCGUUCAUCACCUGAUCUUAUCACUUCCAUAUUGAAUCGAUAUCGGUUAGCGGUAGCUGAAGCAGAAUUACGAGCUGCUGCUGUUGUUUCACAAAAAUCACCACAAUUACAACAUCUCAAUGGUAUCAUUCAAACCGGCGGACAUUGGCAAACAAUAAAAGGAUGCGGAAAUUAUAUGCUACCGUCACCGCCACCAAUAAAUAUCAAAUCACAGCCUAACAUGAAUGAGGAAUCACAACAAACUGAUGAUAGUACUGAAACAUUAUCGGCAAGAUUUAUGGUUAUGGAAGUUGCUGAAGCAAAGAUCAAUCAGCAUAUGUCAAAAGAUGUUGUUAGGCCAAAAAUACGCAAGAAAUCACUGCCCGUAAUAUCCUCUCCUUCACAAGCAUCAUUCUAUCAUCGUCCAACGGCACCAAAAAUUAAAAAUCAGGCCCAUCCAAUUUCUUAUUUAUCUCAAGCUGGGCAUAUCUAUUAUCCUCCCUCAUCACCGCUUGCGCAAAUUCACGAGGUUUAUCGUCAACAGAAUGGCGGAACAAGCGGCUUUGGUAAUCCAAGUGAGUCAACAUAUGCUAACAGUGCACUGAAACAACCACCGCUAUUUUCCGCCCAUCAUCGUUAUGAAGUGAUUGAGGAAGGUCGAACGCCGGAAUCUUUCGUUCGUCGGGUUCAUGAACGCUGCACACCCUUGCUCUGCGAUGCUAACAGAGCUCUUCCGGUUCAAAAUCCAGCUCUAACCGUAUCAUCACCACGAAGCAUCUCAUCACCUGAUGUUUUCAAUCAUCGCACCAAAAAUCCAGUCUCCAAACAACUGAGCACUUCAUCGGCUGAUUCAGCACAGUCUACUAUUAUUCGACCAGUUGCUACAUUGGAAGAGUUCCCGAGCGGGAAUGAUUCCGAAAAUAUCCCAUCUCCGGCAAUGAUCAACGAAUCGCCAGAAUGUACCAGUUGUGAUAAAGCAACAAAUAUUUGUGAGGCG